AACACUAAACAACCCUAAUCUCUGUUUUACCCUUUCACCUAACGAUGCCGUUUUUCAAUUUUAUUACCAUAAGCCAUAAUUAGCCCACAGGGCUGUGACACCUGGACAUGAUCAGUCCUCUCAUUUUCUUGUUUUUAUCCUUCUCAUGUGAAUUUUUGUUUUUUUUAUAUAAAUAAAAUAAACCCUAAAUUUAGAGCCGGUUUCUCUCUCUUAUCCGCUCCACAUCGCUUGGCCACCGUCGCCGCCGUCACCCGCCGUCGCUGUCCACCGCCAGAUUCAAAUCCCUCCGCCGCCAGUUAACGUCCAUUUCUUAAUUUAUGUUAUAAGGUACGCCGCGCUCAUUUGAUAGCGCAAUGGACUCUUGUUGGUGUCCGGUUCGAGGGAGAGAGCUUAUCGGUGGUUGCGUGUUUGUUUAGUUUGGUGGAUGGAGUUGCUUGGGAUCGCCGUCUAACCUCAAUGCUCAUAGACUUGGAAGCUUUCCUACUUGGAGCUAAUUUUCUGGGAGGCUACUUUUUGUGCUCAAGAGCUUCAAGAUUUUAACUAGUAGAGAGGGUGUGCCCUAUUUAUUGGAGCUGAAGGUGCAAUACAAAUUCAUCUUUUUUUUUUUUUUUCGUUUAAGGAGCCUAAUAGCAAUACACUGGGUCAUCAAAUCCAUCAUCAAUGUCAGAAGGUGAUAUGGCCAUCAUGAAACCAGAGACGAUGAAGUCCUACAUCUGGCUUCAAACUGCUGAUGGUUCAAUCCAGCAAGUGGAGCAAGAGGUUGCAAUGUUCUGUCCCAUGAUAUGUCAAGAGGUAAUACAGAAGGGUGCUGGAUCCUCUAAGAACCAGGCAAUAUCGCUUCCACAGCGAGUAAACCCAGCGUUGUUCAGCUUGAUUCUUGAUUACUGCAGAUUUCACCAAGUGCCUGGACGUUCAAAUAAGGAACGAAAAACUUACGAUGAAAAAUUCAUCCGAAUGGACACAAAGAGGCUCUGUGAGUUGACCUCAGCCGCUGACAGUUUGCAGCUGAAGCCUUUGGUUGAUCUCACUAGCCGCGCACUUGCAAGAAUCAUUGAAGGAAAAACCCCUGAGGAGAUACGCGAGAUAUUUCAUUUGCCUGAUGACCUUACCGAGGAGGAGAAACUUGAGCCUCUGAAGAACACAAUGGAUGAUCCGCGGAUUCGGCUACUGAACAGAUUGUACGCAAAGAAAAGAAAGGAGCUGAAAGAAAGAGAGAGACUGAAGAAUGUUGAGGUUGAAGGACGUGUGGACGAACGUUCUGUGGAUGACCUGUUAACGUAUAUUAACGGCAGAGGUCCCAAGGUGGUAAAGAUGCCAAAGGGGAAAAAGAAGAAGAAGAAAAAGAAGGAACAGAAGAUUGUUUCUUCAGAUGAAAAAGAAGGACCACAAGAGUUUCAUGACAAGGAAUCACAUGAUCUUCAUUCCGAAGAACAAGAAGGUGUUGACGAGAGUGGGUCCAGCAUGAGAGAGGUACCCAACUUACCUAGUAUGGAAGAUGACAUAUUUACGCCAGAGGCCGGGUCUGAAGAUGGAGAUAUGGAUGAUGAAAUCGAUCCAGCCAUGAAGGAAAUGCUUGAUAGAGAGGUAGAAGAUUUUGCUCGAAGAUUGAACUCCAAUUGGGUUCGAUCACGAGGACAAGAAAGAAGGCCUGUUCACUUUUCCAUAAACGGCAACGGGACUACAAGAAGGCAUAUAGGUUAAUCUCCAGGACACAAUUGAAGCAUAAAACGUCAUUCAGUGGCUGGCACAGUUUUGGUUGGUUAUGUGAGCAAAUAGGAGAGACAGAGAGACAGAGAGAGAGAGAGUGGUUCGCCAGUCAUUGGCAUGUCUGUUUUUUUUUUUCAUGAUUCAAUCUGAGAAGUAGAUGCAGUUUUGAUAUUUUUUUUCUUCUUCUUUUUCUUUACUUGCUAGUGAUGGAUACUUUAAUUUGUAAAACCAUCUGAGUAUUUUUGUUGGUAGAGUCCAAUACUAGAUUAGAUUCUUGUUUCAGUUUGUGUUUAUAUAAACUCACAAGCCAAAUAAGGAAGACAUGUUGCAUUGUUUUAGCAUCAUAACUCCACAAGCCACUU
Thlaspi arvense is the source of this 2069-nucleotide messenger RNA. The record is from the annotation of a GenBank genome assembly. Lineage: Eukaryota; Viridiplantae; Streptophyta; Magnoliopsida; Brassicales; Brassicaceae.